UACUACAGAUUACCAACUUUAAAUUUCUAGUGCGAGGUGGGGUUAGGGUCCGCGGAAAUAGUUUGUUAGUGGUGGAGUUUUGUGAUAGUAUUAUCCAGUCUUUGUCACGAAAAUGUUAAACACAUUUCCAGUAUUUUACCCUAGCUUGUUGCGGUUUAAAACAGUUUCUGCCACUUUCAGUAUUAAAAAAUGUUAUCCGUCAUCUUUAACCCUCAUUCGUCAUUAUGCUGCACCAAAAAGAUUUUACCGAAAAACGGGCAUAUUACGCGGUGAUGGAAAAUUUGAAAUAACUCUCGAUCAACGAAAGCUGAAAUCACCAAAAGGUAGCCCAUUUGUCAUUGAAAGCGAACCUUUGGCACUUGCCGUCGCAGCUGAAUGGGAUGCACAGAAAGGAAAAAUUCAGCAAAGUUCCAUGCACUUGAGCGGUCUCUGCAGUACAGCCAUUGACAACCCAAAUAAAUUAACAAAGUCUGAUCUCGUCCAACAUAUAAUUGGCUGCUUGGAUACAGAUACUGUGCUGUAUCAAUCUAGUGAAGCAGAUGAGCUAUAUGAACAGCAGAUACAAGAAUGGGACCCCGUACUGAAGUGGUUCUGCAAGCGCUAUGGCGUGAAACUUGAAGCUGCAAGAGAUAUUUCUGGCCCAAUUAUUGAUCAAGAAACUAAGAAUGUACUUACAAAGCAUCUUUUAUCCUAUAAUUUUUGGGCUAUUCACGGUUUCAGUUUUGGAGUUGAAGCGCUGAAGUCUGUAAUUUUGACACUGUGCUGUGUAGAGAGGUAUAUUAGUAUUGAAAAGGCUGUCCUGCUCUCUCGACUUGAAGAAGAGUUCCAGAGUGGUUAUUGGGGUCGAGUUGAAUGGGCUCACGACUUGAACCAACAGGAAACACAAGCUCGAUUAGCAGCGGCCGUGCUCUUCAUUCAUCUUAAUUCUUCCUCUACAUUUGUACAGUCCAAGAAACGAUUUGCAACAACAUGAACAUCGUCACAUGUAUAGAACUGUAAAUAAAUUAACCCCAAUCAUC
Zootermopsis nevadensis is the source of this 1019-nucleotide messenger RNA. RefSeq names its product ATP synthase mitochondrial F1 complex assembly factor 2 homolog l(2)k14505. Lineage: Eukaryota; Metazoa; Arthropoda; Insecta; Blattodea; Termopsidae. Gene Ontology annotation, cellular component: mitochondrion. The record is from RefSeq and is a predicted model, not a curated record. Gene Ontology annotation, biological process: mitochondrial proton-transporting ATP synthase complex assembly.